UGUACAUAUACCGCACAGUAAAACAAGUUUCAACGCCGCAACGCAAAAUAGCUUUCAAUUGUCGCUGGCGGUGCGCCAUGAAGUUCAUUAGCCAUUUCAUACGGGUAUCGAGCAGACGCAUUCCUCCAUUCCUCCACAGAAUCCAGAAUCCAGUCCACACAUUCCACAUCCAGAGACGCGCCAUGGAAACGACAGUGCAUUCAGCGGGUAUAAAAGAUGUCUAUGAUGUACCGAUGAGUGCGAUCCAGCGUCCCAUACCCUCCAUAUUGGAUGAGCAGAAAGUGGCAUCGCUAAUGGAAACCAUCAAGGGCGAGACCAGCGAGGAGGAGGUGCCACCAAUUGACUUGCUGUGGAUAACGGGCGGCGAGGGCGGCAACUACUACUUCAGCUUUGGCGGCUGCCACCGGUACGAGGCGUACAGGCGCCUGCACCGUGAAACCAUAAAAGCCAAACUUGUGCGCUCCACAGUGCGAGAUCUCUACCACUACAUGGGCUCCAGUGCGCCCAUAUAUUUGGCCUAACAAUGUUUUCGAUUUUAAA
Molecule: messenger RNA, 540 nt
Organism: Drosophila subobscura
Lineage: Eukaryota; Metazoa; Arthropoda; Insecta; Diptera; Drosophilidae
Gene: Srx
Product: putative sulfiredoxin
Exons: 3
Coding region: 78-521 (147 amino acids)
Biological process (GO): cellular response to oxidative stress
Cellular component (GO): cytoplasm
Molecular function (GO): sulfiredoxin activity
Source: RefSeq, a predicted model, not a curated record